Entelurus aequoreus (snake pipefish) is the source of this 2546-nucleotide messenger RNA. Its product is annotated as NT-3 growth factor receptor-like. Gene Ontology annotation, molecular function: neurotrophin receptor activity; transmembrane receptor protein tyrosine kinase activity; neurotrophin binding. Lineage: Eukaryota; Metazoa; Chordata; Actinopteri; Syngnathiformes; Syngnathidae. Bases 385 to 1386 code for a protein of 333 amino acids. Gene Ontology annotation, biological process: cell surface receptor protein tyrosine kinase signaling pathway; regulation of phosphatidylinositol 3-kinase/protein kinase B signal transduction; multicellular organism development. The transcript has 8 exons. The record is from RefSeq and is a predicted model, not a curated record. Gene Ontology annotation, cellular component: signaling receptor complex; membrane; axon.
UGAAGACAUGUUUCCCUCCGCGCACCGGGGAGUCGUGCCGCCCGCACACCUGAGGACGUGUUUAUAAUUCGGCUAACAGGAUUUUCCACGGACGAUAGACGCACAAACAGAGUCUUUAGGAGGUUUUAAAUAUGUUCUCUCACCGAAAGAUAAGGGAAAAUGGUUUUAAUUCAUUUGGUAAUGAGUUCACUUCAUUUGCGGAUUUUUUUUUUUUUAAUGCUCAUUUCACGGAUUGUUAUGAGUUCUUAAAGACGAGUCAAAAACUAAGGUCCAGUGGCCGUGAUCAGCGGCGAGGAAGACUCGGCCAGCCCCCUUCACCACGUCAACCACGGGAUCAUAACGCCGUGCACGCUGGACGCGGGGCCGGACGCCGUCGUCAUCGGGAUGACUCGCAUCCCCGUGGUGGAGAACCCGCAGUAUUUCCGACACGGACACAACUGCAACAAGCCGGCAACUCUGGUGCAGCAUAUCAAGCGCAGAGACAUCAUCCUGAAGAGGGAGCUCGGCGAGGGAGCCUUCGGAAAAGUCUUCCUGGCCGAGUGUUACAACCUGAGUCCCACCAAAGACAAGAUGCUGGUGGCUGUCAAGACGCUGAAAGACCCCAACCUGUCAGCCAGGAAGGACUUCCAGAGGGAGGCGGAGCUGCUGACCAACCUGCAGCACGACCACAUCGUCAAGUUCUACGGCGUGUGCGUGGACGGCGACCCCCUCAUCAUGGUCUUUGAGUACAUGAAGCACGGAGACCUCAACAAGUUCCUCAGAGCCCACGGUCCAGACGCCAUGAUCCUGGUGGACGGCCAGCCCCUGCAGUCCAACGGCGAGCUGGGCCUGUCCCAGAUGCUGCACAUCGCCUCCCAGAUCGCCUCGGGCAUGGUCUACCUGGCCUCGCAGCACUUUGUCCACAGGGACCUGGCCACCCGCAACUGCCUGGUGGGCAACGGUCUGCUGGUGAAGAUCGGAGACUUCGGCAUGUCCAGGGACAUCUACAGCAGCGACUACUACAGGAGGACGAUGGUUCGAUCCUCAGCCGGGACACACGAGGUGGGAGGACACACCAUGCUACCGAUCCGCUGGAUGCCCCCCGAGAGCAUCGUGUACAGGAAGUUCUCCACGGAAAGCGACGUCUGGAGCUUCGGAGUCAUCUUGUGGGAGAUCUUCACCUACGGGAAGCAGCCCUGGUUUCAGCUGGGCAACAACGAGGUGAUCGAGUGCAUCACGCAGGGCCACGUCCUGGACCGCCCCCGCAUCUGCCCCAAGGAGGUGUACGACAUCAUGCUGGGCUGCUGGCAGAGAGAACCCCAGCAGCGACUCAACAUCAAGGACAUCCAGAAGGUUCUGUUCGCCAUGGGGAAAGCCACGCCCGUCUACCUGGACAUCCUGGGCUAGGCCCCGCCCACAACCCGCUCCACUGUCGAAGAAACAACAAGGUUUUUUUGGGAAGGACUUAAGUGCCUGCAACACUUUUGGAUAUAGUGGAUAUAAAAACACACAAAAAAAAACUUUUACAUUUUGUUUACUUGCGUGUGAGCUGUACAGUUUCAAGACUUUCAAGUCCCCCUCCAAAAACCACCGAUCCUGAGGAGAAGGGCCAUGUAGUAACCAAGACCACCACAGCUAGAACCUCCCCCCGGCUUUUGGUUUGAUGAAUAUAUAUAGAAAUAUGACAUAUAUUUUAUAUUUAUUUCCUUUGGUCCAGGUCCUGUUGCGUGCUAAGGGCUGGUCCUCCGCCCCAGACGCCAAACAAACUUUUGGCCCCCGGGGGCCUCCGAGAUGGACGCCUUACUUGCACUCUGGGAAAGCAGGAGGAGAGGACCUUCUUCCCCCGCCAGACAAGUGACAAAUCUAUUUUAAUUUCGCAGAAAAAAAACUACAAAAAAAAGAGAAGAAUGUACAUAUUGUAAAGUUUAUGUGUCAAAGUUGUGUUAACUUAUUGUUUCCCCACACUUUCUUGCACCACUGCGAGCGUACCACGGUCCGCGCGCGCCGUCGCUUUAAGACGGCUUUCCCACGCCAGUCUAGAAAGGCUUUUUUUUUUCCCCCAAUUUUGAGUACAAAGCGCUAUUUUUGGUUGCAGGUGUUUUUCGAGAAACGUUCCGCGUUAAUAAUUGAACGUGGUCUGUGCUCAGCCCGAGACGCUCGCUAUCACGUUCUUGAGAGAAACAACAAAUUUUUUUUUUAAAGCAGUAUAGCAAAGUUUGUGGUUGUUCAUAUUUGAGAGACGGCUCCGAAAGUUUGCAGCCGCGCUAAAGCUGCGGAGCGUUACAUCAACGACGAGUAUUACCAGGGAAAUAGUUGUCGUGGUGAAAAGAUACUAACUUGUUGCGUCCAAAAAAAACCUUCCAUUCCACAUUUUAGCUUCUCGUUACGUCCUGUAGAACAAUAUGGCCCACGAAACACGUGGAAGGAGGCAAUGUUCGGGGGAGACAAGUCCAAACAUUGUCGGAGGUUGACCACGUUCGGAGACCUGACUUUGGCAUGGCUGGUUUGGUUGACGUUGCUUCGCUAAAUUCUGUCCUCAACGUCUUCGAUAAUCAGUUGCGGUUGUC